UCAAUUCCAACCCCCCCUGGCUCCGACUACUGCUACUCCAGGCGGACCAGGCCGCCGCACCAACUCCGCCCCCGCCCCACGCCCCACGCCCCGCCGCUGACCGAUGGGCCACGCCCACUCGACCUCCCGCCACAAUGGCCGCGCCGGCGCCGGCGCCGGCAACGGCGUGGAGCCGCCGCUGCCGUCCCGCUUCUCGCGGUUCCGCAGCCGCCUGCGCCUGCGCCGCGACCGCUGCGGCGCCGCGGGGGACGCCAGCGAGUCGGGGAAGGGCGUCGCCGCCGACGAGUUCGCCGGCAUCGCCCGCAUCCGGAUAGUCAAGGCGGGCCUGCGGUUCAAGGACAAGUUCUUCGCCUGCCUCUCGCUCGGGGAGCGCACCUACCGCACCGAGACCACCGACAGCACUCACAGGCCUGUAUGGAAUUCAGAAAAGAAAGUUGUAAUAGAAACAAAUGGACCUCAUAUUGCACGAAUAUCUGUUUUUGAGACUAACCGGUUCUCUAAGAAUACCUUGGUUGGUUACUGUGAAGUUGAUCUCUUUGACUUGCUCACUAAGGACUUGGAGGAGGAACACGUUGAGGACCUUGCUUUGUUGGACCCAUCAUCGUCCACUACCACCAUGGGAACCAUAUCUGUAUCCUGCUACAUUGAAGAUCCUGUUGAAACAGAACAAAGCUUUGCACGCCGGGUCUUAGCUAUAGUGGACUACAAUGAAGACGGAAAGCUCUCCUUAUCUGAAUUCUCGGACUUGAUGAAAGCUUUUGGUAAUGGGCUAGCAGUUAAUAAGAUUGAAGAGCUUUUCCGCCAAGCAGAUACAAAUGGUGAUGGCAUAGUUGACAUGGAUGAACUAGCAGCCCUACUAGCUGAUCAGCAAGAAAAAGAACCAAUUAUCAGUAACUGUCCUGUCUGUGGUGAAAGUCUGGGGAAGUAUGAUAAAAUAAAUGAUAUGAUACACAUGACACUUUGCUUUGAUGAGGGCACUGGCAAUCAGAUUAUGACUGGGGGAUUUCUAACGGAUAAGCAAGCUGCAUAUGGGUGGAUGUUUAAGCUUAGUGAAUGGGCUAAUUUUUCCUCAUAUGAUGUUGGUUUGCGCUCUGGUUCUACUGCCUCGCAUAUUCUGGUUUUCGAUCGGCGAACAAAGAGGCUAGUUGAAGAAGCAAUAGAUGGAAAGAUAGUGUUGUCCAUGAGGGCUUUAUAUCAGUCAAAAGUAGGGCUCACUCUCAUUGAUUCAGGUGUCAAAGAUAUCUUGAAGAACCUAUCUGAGAAGCAAGGAAAGAAGAUGAAUUCGCCAGAAUCUGCCAAAGAUAUUCCAAAGUUUCUCGAGUUAUUUGCGGGUCAAAUUAAUAUGGAUGAGACUAAGGACCCUAUUGAAAGUUUUAAGACAUUUAAUGAAUUUUUCAUCAGACAAUUGAAACCCAGUGCCAGGCCCAUUGCACACAUUGAUGAUGGUAGUAUUGCUACCUGUGCUGCUGAUUGCCGUUUGAUGGCCUAUAGUUCUGUCGAUGAGAGCACAAGAUUUUGGAUUAAGGGUCGCAAGUUUUCAAUUGAGGGUCUCCUAGGGGCGGAUGCACACCAUAAUGCUUUUAAAAAUGGAUCAUUGGUAAUUUUUCGGCUUGCACCUCAGGAUUACCAUAGGUUUCAUGUACCUGUGUCAGGAACUGUAGAGAAAUUUGAGGAUAUUCCUGGAUGCUUGUACACGGUUAAUCCCAUCGCCGUAAACAGCAAAUAUUGUAAUGUGUUCACCGAAAAUAAAAGAGUUAUCUCAAUAAUCUCAACUUCGGAGUUUGGGAAGGUGGCAUUUGUUGCCAUCGGAGCAACUAUGGUAGGAAGCAUCACAUUCGUGAAAAAGGAGGGCGACUACGUCCACAAGGGAGAUGAGUUUGGAUAUUUCUCUUUUGGAGGGAGUACGGUAAUCUGCGUGUUUGAGAAGGAUGCGAUACAAUUCAAUGCUGAUCUUCUAGCCAACAGCGAAAGAUCACUGGAAACUCUUGUUGAGGUUGGCACAACAUUGGGCGUCUCCAAACGGAACAGAGGGCUAAAAGUUUCGGAGCUACAGAAGUGUUCAAUUGAAUGAUAGAAGUUAGUGAGUGCAGUGCAGCAUGGUACAGAACUGUAAAGUUAUAGGACAUAGCUUGCCUGGACAGGGAUCAGUAGAGUAUAUUCUCAUAGUGUCCUUUUUUUUUCAUGUCAGACCUAUUUCAUGAGUUCUUUCGGUAGUUAGCUUUAUACUUGGAUCUGCUUUGUGCAUCAUAUGUAAGAAGAUCCAUUUUGUUACCAUUGUAAAAAAAUCACAUUUGAUCUAUUUUCUAGUCAAAUCUGAGCUGCA
Molecule: messenger RNA, 2323 nt
Organism: Triticum aestivum (bread wheat)
Lineage: Eukaryota; Viridiplantae; Streptophyta; Magnoliopsida; Poales; Poaceae
Product: phosphatidylserine decarboxylase proenzyme 2
Exons: 21
Coding region: 104-2071 (655 amino acids)
Biological process (GO): phospholipid biosynthetic process
Molecular function (GO): calcium ion binding; phosphatidylserine decarboxylase activity
Source: RefSeq, a predicted model, not a curated record